AUGAGCAGCUGCAGAUAUAACGGCGGCGUGAUGCGACCGCUCAGCAACUUGAGCUCGUCCCGCAGAAACCUGCACGAGUUUGAUUCGGAGUCCCAGCCACUGCAGCCCGUCUCUGCGACGCACGCGUCCGACACGCUCGCAUCCAAAGCGGAGAACAACUCCAGCACCCUCAUUGGCAGUAAAUCGGGCAAAAAGAAGAACCAGAACAUUGGACAAAAGCUCGGGCACAGGAGGGCCCUGUUUGAGAAGAGAAAGCGUCUGAGCGACUAUGCGCUCAUCUUUGGGAUGUUUGGGAUCGUGGUCAUGGUUGUUGAAACUGAACUCUCGUGGGGAGCCUACGGAAAGGAGUCACUCUAUUCUUUAGCCCUAAAAUGCCUGAUAAGCCUUUCUACACUCAUUCUUCUGGGUCUAAUUAUCAUAUAUCAUGCCAGGGAGAUUCAGUUAUUCAUGGUGGACAAUGGUGCAGACGACUGGAGGAUAGCCAUGACCUACGAGCGCAUUUUCUUCAUCUGCUUGGAGUUCCUGGUGUGCGCCAUACACCCUAUCCCCGGCAACUACACCUUCACAUGGACGGCAAGGCUAGCCUUUUCCUACGCACCGUCCAAAACGGACGCCGAUGUGGAUAUCAUCCUGUCCAUUCCCAUGUUUCUCCGUCUGUACCUCAUCGCUCGGGUCAUGUUGCUUCAUAGCAAACUCUUUACCGAUGCUUCGUCUCGCAGUAUCGGUGCUCUCAACAAGAUAAACUUCAACACACGUUUUGUCAUGAAGACCCUCAUGACUAUUUGUCCCGGCACAGUGCUGCUGGUGUUCACCAUUUCCCUGUGGAUCAUCGCUGCCUGGACUGUGAGGGCAUGCGAAAGAUACCAUGACAACAUGGAUGUAACAAGCAACUUUCUAGGAGCCAUGUGGUUGAUCUCAAUAACUUUUCUAACCAUUGGAUAUGGGGAUAUGGUCCCCAACACAUACUGUGGAAAAGGGGUCUGUCUCCUUACUGGCAUUAUGGGUGCCGGAUGCACUGCUUUGGUGGUUGCUGUGGUUGCAAAAAAACUGGAAUUAACCAAAGCUGAAAAACAUGUACAUAACUUUAUGAUGGACACCCAACUGACAAAAAGGGUGAAAAACACAGCUGCUAAUGUACUCAGGGAGACGUGGCUUAUUUAUAAAAAUACCAAGCUGGUGAGGAAGAUGGACCAUGCCAAAGUCAGGAAACAUCAGCGCAAGUUCCUUCAAGCCAUUCACCAAUUAAGAAGUGUAAAAAUGGAGCAACGCAAGCUGAAUGACCAAGCAAACUCUCUAGUGGACCUUGCAAAGACUCAAAACAUCAUGUAUGAUCUAGUCUCAGACCUGAACGAGCGAGGUGAGGACAUGGAAAAGAGGAUUGCAGUGCUGGAGACCAAACUGGAGACGUUGCUCUGCAACUUACAGGCGCUCCCUGGCCUCAUCAGUCAAGUGAUCAGCCAGCAGCACCGGGACUUCCUGGAGGUUCAGCUGCAGCCGUAUGACAAACACAGCCACGAGCGCUCGCAGUCCGUCUCCCGACGCCGAUCGUCCUCCACCGCGCCGCCCACUUCUUCUGAGAGCAGCUAGAGCUGCUGGCACCUCCGGAGAAGACUUUUGCCAUUAUAUGGCCAAGUUGCAUUUUAAUGUAAAGCCUUAUAGUUUCAAUAAAGUAUUAUCCGA
This is a messenger RNA of Xyrauchen texanus (razorback sucker), 1680 nucleotides long. It is a transcript of the gene kcnn2, whose product is annotated as potassium calcium-activated channel subfamily N member 2. NCBI's taxonomy places the organism in Eukaryota, Metazoa, Chordata, Actinopteri, Cypriniformes, Catostomidae. The record is from RefSeq and is a predicted model, not a curated record. Bases 1 to 1587 code for a protein of 528 amino acids. Gene Ontology annotation, cellular component: neuron projection; plasma membrane; neuronal cell body. Gene Ontology annotation, molecular function: small conductance calcium-activated potassium channel activity; calmodulin binding. The transcript has 9 exons. Gene Ontology annotation, biological process: potassium ion transmembrane transport.